AAGGCUGCGGGGGGUGAACCUCCUAAGAGGGCGAGCGCUCCCGACAUGCCCCGCGGCGCGCCAUUAACCGCCAGAUUUGAAUCGCGGGACCCGUUGGCAGAGGUGGCGGCGGCGGCAUGGGUGCCCCGACAUUGCCCCCUGCCUGGCAGCCCUUUCUCAAGGACCACCGCAUCUCUACAUUCAAGAACUGGCCCUUCUUGGAGGGCUGCGCCUGCACCCCGGAGCGGAUGGCCGAGGCUGGCUUCAUCCACUGCCCCACUGAGAACGAGCCAGACUUGGCCCAGUGUUUCUUCUGCUUCAAGGAGCUGGAAGGCUGGGAGCCGGAUGACGACCCCAUAGAGGAACAUAAAAAGCAUUCAUCUGGUUGCGCUUUCCUUUCUGUCAAGAAGCAGUUUGAAGAAUUAACCCUCGGUGAAUUUUUGAAACUGGACAGAGAAAGAACCAAGAACAAAAUUGAUGUGACUGGGAAGCUCUGGUUUCAGUGUCCUGUGUCUAUUCUUUAUUUCCAGGCAAAGGAAACCAACAAUAAGAAGAAAGAAUUUGAGGAAACUGCAAAGAAAGUGCGCUGUGCCAUCGAGCAGCUGGCUGCCAUGGACUGAGGCCUCUGGCUGGAGCUGCCUGGUCCCAGAGUGGUUGCACCACUUCCAGGGUUUAUUCCCUGGUGCCACCAGCCUUCCUGUGGGACCCUUAGCAAUGCCUUGGGAAAGGAGAAGAUCAAUAUUUCCCAAUUAGAUAUUUCAGCUGUAUCUUGUUUUGUCUUGAAAGUGGCACCAGAGGUGCUUCUACCUGUGCAGCGGGUGCUGCUGAUAACAGUGACUGCCUCUCUCUCUCUCUUUUUUUUUUUUUUUUUGGCUCAUUUUUGUCUUCUUGAUUCCCGGACUUACCAGUUGAGAAGUGGGGGAGGAAGAAGGCGGUGUCCGUUUUGCUAGAGCUGAUGGCUUUGUUCACUUGGGCAGAGCCUUCCACAGUGAAUGUGUCUGGACCUCAUGUUGUUGAGGCUGUCACACAGUCCUGAGUGUGGACUUGGCAGGUGCCUGUUGAAUCUGAGCUGCAGGCUCCUCAUCUGUCAUGCCUGUGCUGCCUCAGAGGCCACUUUUUUUUUUUUUUUGGUAGAUGCAUGACUUGUGUGUGAUGAGGAGGGGAAUGCAGACAGUCUCUGGCUCCUCUACUGUUUCACAACGUGUCUUUCUUAUUUUGUUUGAAUUGUUAAUUCACAGAAUAGCACAAACUACAAUUAAAACUAAGCACAAAGCCAUUCUAAGUCAUAGGGGAAACGGGGUGAACUUCAGGUGGACUUGGAGACAGAAUAGAGCGAUAGGAAGCGUCUGGCAGAUACUCCUUUUGCCACUGCUGUGUGAUUAGACAGGCCCAGUGAGCUGCGGGGCACAUGCUGGCUGCUCCUCCCUGAGAAAAAGGCAGUGGCCUGAAUCCUUUUUAAAUGACUUGGCUCGAUGCUGUGUGGGACUGGCUGGGCUGCUGCAGGCCGUGUGUCUGUCAGCCCGACCUUCACAUCUGUCACGUUCUCCACACGGGGGAGGGAUGCAGUCCGCCCAGGUCCCCGCUUUCUUUGGCAGCAGCAGCUCCCACAGGGCUGAAGUCUGGCGUAAGAUGAUGGAUUGGAUUCGCCCUCCUCCCUGUCACAGAGCUGCAGGGUGGAUUGUUACAGCUUCGUUGGAAACCUCUGGAGGUCAUCUCGGCUGUUCCUGAGAAAUAAAAAGCCUGUCAUUUCAAACACUGCUGUGGACCCUACUGGGUUUUUAAAAUAUUGUCAGUUUUUCAUCGUCGUCCCUAGCCUGCCAACAGCCAUCUGCCCAGAUAGCCGCAGUGAGGACGAGCAUCCUAGCAGAGACGCAGUUGUCUGGGCGCUCACCAGAGCCACGAACCCCAGACCUGUUUGUAUCAUCCCGGCUCCUUCCGGGUAGAAACAACUGAAAAUGCACUUCAGACCCACUUACUUCUGCCACAUCUGAGUCGGCCUCAGACUUUUCCCUCUAAACUUGGAGAAUAUCACAGUGGUUUUUGUUAGCAGAAAAUGCACUCCAGCCUCUACUCAUCUAAGCUGCUUAUUUUUGAUAUUUGUACCAGUCUAUAAAUGGAUGCUUCACUUUAAUAACUUGCUUAUAAAUUGACUUUGUAGAGAAGCUGGAAAAAAUGGUUUUGUCUUCAGCUCCUUUGCACGCCAGGCGGUGAUGUGGAUCUCGGCUUCUGUCAGCCUGUGCUGGGGGCGGGGCUGAGCGGGAGCCACCCCUCUCAGCCUGCCUGCUAUGGCUUUUCCUUAAAGGCCAUUCUUAAAACCAGACCCUCAUGGCUGCCAGCACCUGAAAGCUUCCUCAACAUCUGUUAAUAAAGCCGUAGGCCCUUGUCUGAGGGCAACCACUCAGACUUUCUUUCAGA
Molecule: messenger RNA, 2394 nt
Organism: Cercocebus atys (sooty mangabey)
Lineage: Eukaryota; Metazoa; Chordata; Mammalia; Primates; Cercopithecidae
Gene: BIRC5
Product: baculoviral IAP repeat containing 5
Exons: 4
Coding region: 117-599 (160 amino acids)
Source: RefSeq, a predicted model, not a curated record